AUAGUUCUAAAUCCCAUCGCCAACACGAUUGUGUCUGCUGGAGAAAAAAUGAAAAUUUCAUGGGUCAAUUCUCAUGCAGACAGCUUUGAUUCAAUAUAUUUAAUACAAAUGGAUGGAGACGUACGCCCUGUAGUGAUCGCUCGAAACGUGCCGACUAAACAAGGAGAAAUUGAAGUGGACCUUCCACAUAACUUGAUUCCGUCUAAUGCUUACUAUAUGACUUUGGGAAGCCCACCCUUUCACUGUUAUGCUGGAAAUUUGAGGAUUGUGGGUUCAAGAAUGAGUAAGUCUCCAAAAAUUCUUAUCGUUAUUAAAUUAGCAAAAUGA
This is a messenger RNA of Mycotypha africana, 327 nucleotides long. RefSeq lists its product as uncharacterized. The transcript has 3 exons. The record is from RefSeq and is a predicted model, not a curated record. The annotation marks the transcript as partial. Lineage: Eukaryota; Fungi; Mucoromycota; Mucoromycetes; Mucorales; Mycotyphaceae.